Molecule: messenger RNA, 1525 nt
Organism: Lagopus leucura (white-tailed ptarmigan)
Lineage: Eukaryota; Metazoa; Chordata; Aves; Galliformes; Phasianidae
Gene: VPS29
Product: VPS29 retromer complex component
Exons: 5
Coding region: 91-651 (186 amino acids)
Biological process (GO): intracellular protein transport; retrograde transport, endosome to Golgi
Cellular component (GO): retromer complex; endosome
Source: RefSeq, a predicted model, not a curated record
GCCUGACUUCCGGGAGAAGCCGCCUGACUUCCGGGAGAGAGCGCUUGACUUCCGGGAGUGGCUUCAUCGGGCGGUGCGCUGCCGAGCAGGAUGGCCGGGCACAGAUUGGUGUUAGUGUUAGGAGAUCUUCACAUUCCACAUCGAUGCAACAGCCUCCCAGCCAAGUUCAAAAAGCUGCUGGUUCCAGGGAAGAUCCAGCACAUCCUCUGCACAGGAAACCUCUGCACCAAGGACACUUAUGACUACCUCAAGACCCUGGCUGGGGACGUUCACGUUGUCAGAGGGGACUUUGAUGAGAACCUGAAUUAUCCUGAACAGAAAGUUGUAACUGUUGGACAGUUCAAAAUUGGUCUGAUUCACGGCCACCAGGUUAUUCCUUGGGGUGAUAUGGCCAGCCUGGCACUGUUACAGAGGCAGUUCGAUGUGGACAUCCUCAUUUCAGGACAUACACACAAAUUUGAGGCGUUUGAACAUGAAAACAAGUUCUAUAUCAAUCCAGGAUCAGCUACAGGAGCUUAUCAUGCCUUGGAGAACAACAUCAUCCCGUCAUUCGUGCUGAUGGACAUCCAGGCUUCUACAGUAGUUACGUACGUCUAUCAGCUAAUUGGAGAUGAUGUGAAAGUAGAAAGAAUUGAGUACAAAAAAUCUUAGAAGAUAUUUGCUUGUGUGGUAUUUUUACUGUCUCAUUCCAGAACUGCAUGUUACUGCAAUCCUUCCUUACUAGUUUACAGAACUACACUUAAUGUUUAACAGCUUAGCAGUGUAACUUCUUGGUAAUAACUUUAAAACAUUGUUUUCUUCUUUUCUAUGUAUGAAUUGAUUUGUGAAAUAUAUUGAAGUGCUGUUCUUUCACGUUGUCAUAAAUUUCACUUCAUAGAAAAGCAAGCCUUUAUGAACUGUUGAAGAAAAUGCAACAGUUGCACUCGGUUUUGAGAUGUCUGCCAGUACUUUCAUUUGGUAAUGCUUAUCAGAUGUCUCCAGAACAGUGCAUGGAGCUUUCAAAAAGAAGACUGCAAAAGGCUCGAAUAAAAAUAGCAAGGCCCCUGGGAGGCAUGUUUGGUUUGCUUCAGAAUCCAUCUGAGGUUUGGAUUUCUCAUUCAGUAUCAAUGUAGUCCUUUAAGUGGAUGUAUUUUUGAAAAAAAUUGGAAUGAACACAUACCUUGGAGUAGUAAUUUCACUGUAGGAAGCUGAACCUGAGUUGUUUUAUUACUCGGAGCACUGCUGUGCUUUAAUGAAUGACUGUCCCAUUAAAUCUGUGAACAGUGAUGAGCUUUCCUUUAUUUAUGGCUUAUAUUUGAUAUUACAUCUACCACUUGGCUUUGUGUAAAAAGGUUUUAAAUAAUGUAAUUCCAUACAGCACUUGUACUGCUGCUGAAGGCUAAGAAGUUGGUUGUUGAGGAAGGCUGGAGCUUUUGUCUCUCCUGGUCCCACGUACCUGCAGGGAACUGAAUGCAUUUUAACAGCUCUUGCUCCUUAUGACUGCUGAUUUUCCAAUAUAAAUAAAGUUGUCUCUGCACAACAUCUA